AUGGGCAAAUAUCUUAAGAUAUUCAUCUUCAAAACUGACAUACCAGCCAGUGGAAAUGAGCUGCGACUCAUUCUACAAAGAAUUGGAAAAUGGUAUAUAAAUGCCGCAGACCAAGAAUUGACAUUAAAACUCAGAAUCUUGUCAUCGUGAGUCACAUCUCCUGUCACCGUGUCUUACAGCUGCUCUUCUGGAAAAUUCUCCUCCCGCUGCUUUGGAGGCUCCCUGCAGUACCCAGGCUCCUCCUGUGGCUCUUCCUUCCCCAGCAACCUGAUCUACCGCACUAACCUCUGCUCUCCGGGCACCUGCCAGCUGGGAUCCUCUCUCUACAGUGGCUAUCAGGAGACCUGCUGUGAGCCCACCAGCUGCCGGACGUCCUGUGUGGUGUCCAGCCCCUGCCAGACGUCCUGCUUCCGCCCGAGGUUCUCCACGGUCAGCGGUCCCUGCCAGACGAUUUCUGAUGGGUCUCUGGACUUUGGUUCCAGGGGCUUUCAAUCUUUUGGUUGUGGCUCCCCAUUCCUGGGCUUUGGAUCCAGUGGCUUCCAAUCAGUAGGUUGUGGUCCCAAUGCUUUCUCGUCCCUAAAUUACAGAUCUAACUUUUUCCGCCCAACCUACUUCUCUUCUAGAAGCUGCCAGUCUACUUCUUAUCAAUCAGCCUGUGGAUCUGGCUUUUACUAA
Cynocephalus volans (Philippine flying lemur) is the source of this 675-nucleotide messenger RNA. Its product is annotated as keratin-associated protein 14-like. The record is from RefSeq and is a predicted model, not a curated record. The transcript has 2 exons. Lineage: Eukaryota; Metazoa; Chordata; Mammalia; Dermoptera; Cynocephalidae.